UUCAGCCCAGUUGGCAAAAGCAAAGUUCACUCACUCAACAUACAUACAUAAAUUUGUCCAGGAUAUCAACAAACAGCUGCUAGAGGACUCAUUGUUUUCUAGCAAUGAAGGAAUUUGAAAGUAUUCAUGAUUUCUUUAAAGGAAAGACCAUAUUGGUUACAGGUGCAACGGGAUUCCUAGGAAAAGUUUUUGUGGAGAAGAUAUUGAGAGUUCAACCAAACAUAAAAAAGUUAUACAUUCUUCUGAGAGCAUCAAAUCCUUAUUUAGCUACCCAACGCUUGCACAAUGAGGUGAUUAACUGAUUAUGAAGGACUUAUUCAGGGUUCUACGAGAUAAAUUGGGUGCGGAUUUUGAUUCUUUUAUAUCAAAGAAAGUUGUUGCAGUUGCUGGUGAUGUUUCUAGAGUGAAUUUGGGACUUGAUCAAGACAAAAAUCUGAAAGAUGAGGUGUUGGAAGAGUUAGAUGUUAUAGUACACACUGCUGCCGCUACCACUUUUGAUGAGAGAUAUGAUAUUGCAAUGGGCACUAAUACAAUGGGAGCUUUCAAUGUUGUUAACUUUGUUAAGAAUUGUCAUAAACUGAAGAUUCUUCUCCAUGUAUCCACUGCUUACGUGUGUGGGGAGAAAGGAGGGCUGAUAGUUGAGGAACCCUUACAUAUUGGUCAGAUGAAAAAAGGAUCCUCAAAUUUAGAUAUCUUCUUAGAAAAGCAGAUGAUUGAGGAAAAACUUAAGGAGCUCCGAGCACAUAACGCGAAUGAGGGAACAAUUAAAUCAGUGAUGCAAAGUUUUGGACUUCUGAGGGCAAAGAUGCAUGGUUGGCCAAAUACCUACGUAUUUACAAAAUCAAUGGCUGAAAUGCUUUUAGUGAAAAUGAAAGAUACUUUGUCUCUACCAUUAAUCAUCAUACGCCCCACUAUGAUUCUCGGCACAUACUCAGAACCUUUCCCGGGUUGGGUUGAAGGUGUCAGAACUAUAGACUUCGUGGUUGCUAAGUAUGGUAAUGGAACGAUGACAAGCUUUGUUGGGAAACCAGAAAUAAUUUUAGAUGUGUGGUGAAUUUCAUGAUAGUAGCAUUGGUGGCGGCUAAUUCCAAGCAUCUAUCUCAUCAUUUGGUGUCUCAUAUUGGAUCUUCAUUGAGAAAUCCUUUCAAAAUUUCUGAUCUUCUAGACUUGAUGCUUUGUUACUUCACGAAAAAUCCAUGCAUUAACAAAUAUGGAAAACCAAUAACUCUCACCAAGAAACUAACUUUGUUCUCUGCUAGUGAGGAUUAUGAUCAGUUCAGGCGCCAGAAUAAGGUACUUUAAUUUUCCCUUAAGAUUUAGUAUUAUUCAUAGUGCUCAUGAUUCAAGUCAUUGAAUGAAAAUUUUACUUAAAAUGACGUUGCUUUGCUAUCUUUGUACUAAUUGUUACUUUAUGUUUGAUUGACUUGCAAGGGAUCGAAGUUGAUGAAAAAUGUAGAUUUAUACAGACCUUAUUUUCUCUUUGACGGCAUAUUUAAUGUCAAGAACGCAGAAAGUUUGAGAAUGGUAACAGAGGGAGUUGCUGGCAUGGAUGACAAAUUUAGCUUUGAUCCAAAUAAC
This is a messenger RNA of Lotus japonicus, 1578 nucleotides long. Its product is annotated as fatty acyl-CoA reductase 3-like. The transcript has 9 exons. Bases 305 to 1054 code for a protein of 249 amino acids. Lineage: Eukaryota; Viridiplantae; Streptophyta; Magnoliopsida; Fabales; Fabaceae. Gene Ontology annotation, molecular function: alcohol-forming very long-chain fatty acyl-CoA reductase (NADP+) activity. Gene Ontology annotation, cellular component: intracellular membrane-bounded organelle. Gene Ontology annotation, biological process: long-chain fatty-acyl-CoA metabolic process; suberin biosynthetic process. The record is from RefSeq and is a predicted model, not a curated record.